AUGGGCGAGGGAGGCAAGCUGGUCGUUGUGCUUGGUGAGCAUGGCCUGGACGCCCUACCCGACGAGAUUGGCUACGUAGUCGAAGAGCUUCACCUGGUAGCCUCUCGACGCCAGAGGCGGCGCCCCGCCGUGGCCUUGCCCGUUGACGAUGAUCUUAUUGUAGCAAGUGCUGGGGAUGAUAAAAGGAUCUCAUUGUGGCAUAAAAAGGGUCAAAAUGUAGGACAACUACCAACAUCAACUGUUGACCGUGGUGAUGACAUAGAGGAGUGCCUUUAUUCUAUCAGUUUUAGCAACAAAGGUUCUCGAUAUCUCUGCUCUGGUGGAAGCGGCCAUAUUGUUAGGAUAUGGGAUUUGCAGCGAAAGAGAUGUAUCAAAUGGCUAAGCGGUCACACUGACACAAUUACUGGCGUAAUGUAUAACUGCAAAGAUGAACAUUUGGCAUCGAUCAGCAUGAAGGGGGACCUGAUUCUUCAUAAUCUUGCUUCUGGUGCACGUGCUGCUGAACUUAGCGAUCCAAAUGGACAGGUUCUGAGAGUGCUUGAUUAUUCACGAAAUAGUAGGCAUUUGUUGGUGACAGCUGGAGAUGAUGGUUCUGUGCAUCUUUGGGAUACAACUGCAAAGUCUCCAAAGGUUUCAUGGCUGAAGCAACAUUCUGCACCCACAAGUGGUGUUUGUAUUUCACCAUCCAGUGAUAAGACAAUUGCUACAGUUGGCCUUGACAAGAAGUUAUACAUAUUAGAUUCGGGGUCAAGACGGCCAACACAAACUAUUCCUCAUGAGGCUCCAUUCUCCUCAUUGGCAUAUAAUGAUGAUGGUACUAUAUUAGCAGCGGGCACAAAUAGUGGACGUGUGGUGUUUUAUGAUGUCCGAGGAAAACCAAAACCAUUGACCAUCCUUCGUGCAUAUAAUACCUCUGAGGCCGUGACAGGUUUAUGCUGGCAACGGUCGAAGCCUGUCGUUGUUAAUGAGAACAGUUCUUCUGAAGUUGCUCUUCUUGGGGGAACUAGUGAAGAAUCUGUUCUUAUGCCAGAUCCCUUGCCUUCAGCAACACCUACAAGUCUUGGUUCUGGAGUGGCCAGUACAAGUCUUCGCUCUUCUUUGACAGCAAACACAAGUGGCUAUCUUUCGACCUCAAAUUCUUCUACUAUGGAGGAAACUCCAUAUAGAACUCGUCCGCUGUCUGGUGGACCGUUAGCAAAGCUACAGGCUCCUCGUAGUAACUAUAAUCUUAAGGAUGAUAUGGAUGUAUUUUCUCCACUUGUUGAUGUCCAGCCUUUCACACCAUCUAGUGGCAACUGGUGGGAUGAACAUGGAAGUGAUGAUACAAAAAAGGAUGAUAAACCAGGAGAAAAGAAACUUUCGGCAACCAGGAAGUAUUCGUAUAUGGAAGGCAAUGAUGAGCCACAUCCGAUUGCAGACUGGCGGUCUACUGCAAAUUCAAGACAGGAUAGCAUCUCAUCUGUAUCUUCACCUGAGGUAGCAACUGGAAAUGCAUUACCAGACAGGCUAACUCAACGUCAGCAUAUCUCACGCUUUGGGUCUUCAGCCUUUCCAACUGGUGGCUUGGCAUUUACAGCCUUACAAGAUUCAGCUUCAGCAUCCAGUCACUCACUGAAGGGUUCUCUUGCAAGUAACAUUUUAAUGAAUCUACAGAACAAGGGCAUCUUGAGCAAUGCACACUCUUCCCUGGACGCAUCCUCUCCUAAUCUUCAGAGUUCUCUUCCCUCAUAUGUUUCAAAAGCUAUGCCAUCUGUGAUUCCCGAUCAACCAGGAGCAGCACAAUCCACUUCUAUGUGGAGACCCACAACAUAUACUGAUAGAAUGAGCUCAUCAUCUGUAUUUAGUGAUGGAUUAGCUUCAGCAUUUGGUUCACCAAAAUCAAAGAAGACAGGAGCAGAAACAAAAGAUGAGUUGCUCAGUAGCAUUUUGUCAAGACAAGAAGCAGCAGCUGCCUCUUCAUCUGCAAUCCCUCUAGCAAGCAAUGGGGUAGUGCCACCACAACUGGCGAACACGGGUUCUUCAUCUGACCAACAUGGCGCUUCUUCCUUCUCACUUCAGUAUGUGCAGCGCAUGCUUGAAGAAUCUCUUGGGUCUGUCCAGAAGACCAUCCAUGAGGAUGUGAGAAAUCUCCACAUUGAACUUUUAAGACAGUUUCACAUGCAGGAGAUGGAAAUGUCAGGCGUGCUGAACUUGGUCAUGGAAAAGGUGGAAGGCCUGACAAAAGAAGUGCAGCAACUAAGAAGGGAGAACCAACAACUCCGGCAGCAGCUUCUCUAAUAUGCUUGGGGGCCUCUAUUUGGUAUUUUUAUGCUUUGCAGAAGAGUGCAAUUUGCUCCGGAGUCCUAGUUAGGCCCGGCGAUGGUUGAUUCUCAUAUUGAUUGUCUACGCAUGACAUAUAGGAAGCUCGUGUUUGAGACGGUUGUACAUAGAAUCCUCUUAGUUUAGAAGCAUAUUGAUUCAAUUAUUGUUCUCUGUUUGUCGUGUUGUGUUGGACUGGUUCCAUGUAUCUUGGUGGACCUUGGGCAGCCUUAUUUUGGAUGGCAUAUGUGAAAGGAUUCAAUGUAACUUUUGUUAAUAGGAUUCCUUGACGAGGCUAAAAAUACUCGUCCUUAACAAUGGCAUAUGAUAUUUUGCUUCUUGUUAUAGCAGAUGUGGCUAGCUUAUUAUUGUU
Sorghum bicolor (sorghum) is the source of this 2671-nucleotide messenger RNA. Its product is annotated as protein NEDD1. Lineage: Eukaryota; Viridiplantae; Streptophyta; Magnoliopsida; Poales; Poaceae. Gene Ontology annotation, molecular function: protein binding; gamma-tubulin complex binding. Bases 1 to 2277 code for a protein of 758 amino acids. The record is from RefSeq and is a predicted model, not a curated record. Gene Ontology annotation, biological process: regulation of mitotic spindle organization; regulation of microtubule nucleation; positive regulation of cytokinesis. The transcript has 10 exons. Gene Ontology annotation, cellular component: kinetochore microtubule.